Messenger RNA from Pararge aegeria (speckled wood butterfly), 1866 nucleotides. It is a transcript of the gene Atac3, whose product is annotated as poly [ADP-ribose] polymerase tankyrase. Gene Ontology annotation, molecular function: protein binding; transcription cis-regulatory region binding. NCBI's taxonomy places the organism in Eukaryota, Metazoa, Arthropoda, Insecta, Lepidoptera, Nymphalidae. Gene Ontology annotation, cellular component: nucleus. Gene Ontology annotation, biological process: positive regulation of transcription by RNA polymerase II. The record is from RefSeq and is a predicted model, not a curated record. The coding region runs from base 252 to 1598 and encodes 448 amino acids. The transcript is spliced from 8 exons.
AACACUAUUCUUGUAUUUUCUGUGUUUUUAAUCCUUAAUUUAUUAUAUAAACAGCAUUUUUAACUUACUUGUAUGAGGAACUUUUACCAAAUUAGCAGAAUAAUAAAUUUGACAUUUGUUUUCGCGGUAUAGUAAAUAGAGCUCGCUAAUUCAUAAACUUGAGAUUAUUAUGUUGACGUCUACAUUGCAAGUUAAAUUAGUAAUGAGCCGUUUCACUAGAUGAAUCACAUAAAUAUAUUUAUAAGGCCAACAUGAGCACAGAUCUCUGUGGGGAAGAUGUAGUGGUGCGUUUAUCAUCAUCACAAAUUAUAUCCGCGGCGCGCGGCGCGCCCGGCGGCGGCGUGGAGCUGGGCCGGCGCCUGCUGCUGGCGGCGCGCGCGGGCGACGCGGCCGCCGUGGUGGAGCUCAUGGCCAAGGGCGCGCCCUUCAGCACCGACUGGCUGGGCACGUCGCCGCUGCACCUGGCGGCCGCCAACAACCACGUGGACACGUGCGCCGUGCUGCUGCGCGCCGGCGUGUCCCGCGACGCGCGCACCAAGGUGGAGCGCACGCCGCUGCACCUGGCGGCCGGCGCGGGCCACGCCGCCGCCGCCGCGCUGCUGCUGCGCCACGGCGCGGCGCCCGACGCGCGCGACAUGCUGCGCAUGACGCCGCUGCACUGGGCCGCGGCGCGCGGACACGCCGCGGCCGCGCGCGCGCUGCUGGCCGCGGGCGCCGACGCGCGCCUGCGCUGCAAGUUCCGCAAGACGCCGCGCUGCCUGGCGCUGCGCGCGCAGCGCCCCGACCUGGUGGCGCUGCUGGACGCCGCCGACGCGCCGCGGGGUACGCCUGCCGCGUUUGACAUUACAGAAGUUGAAAUUAAACCGCAAACAAAAAUGAAGAUGCAAGCUGACAAAAAGAUUAUAAUAGAAUCUAAAACGCAGGCCAUCCCGCCGGGCGCCAACGUGGGGCGCGGGGCGGCGGGCGGCGGGGCGGGGCGCGGCGGGGCGGGGGGCGGCGGGGCGGGGGGCGGCGGGGCGGACGACUGGGCGGUGCCGGGCGGCGCGGGCGGCGGCGCGGCGCUGCUGCGCGCGCACGGCAUCACGCUGCUGCCCGCCGACCGCGGCUCCACCGUGCUGACGGCGCUGCGCAGCGGCCGCACCGUGGUGCUGUCGGACGCGGGCAAGCUGAUGCUGCAGGAGAGCCUGGGCGCGGCGCCCGGCGGCAAGCCCGCCAAGCCCGCCAGGCCCGCCAAGCCCGCCAAGCCCGCCAAGGGAGUGAAGCUGCUCACCCUCAACAAGCACCAGCCGCUGAAAAGGGUCAUCCACCCCGACGACUUGCAGCAAGUGAAGCUGGUGCGCACUUUGCCAGCGGCGCGGGCGGUGGAAAGGCCGGCGGCGGACAGGCCGGCGGCGGACAGGCCGGCGGCGGACAAGCCAGCUACGGACAAUCCGGCGGCGGACAAGCCGGCGGCUCGGCUGCGGCCCGCGCUCAAGAUCGUACUGGACAAGGCGCACCUCAGCCGCCUGCUGGCCGGCACGCGAGCGGCGCAGGUCAGCUGUCUGCGCCUCACCAGCACUACUAGGCCGCCCCCUCUUUCGUUUAAGGGAUCGGAGUAACGUGGUGGAUUUGUAGAGCAUAAAUCCACCACGCUACUCAAAUGCGACACGAUGACUAUUGUCAAAUGUUCGAGAUAAUUAUUGGAAUCGACGGCUUAACGUGCUCUCCGGCACUAUUAAUUUGGUUAACUCCGGGGUACUCCAGGAUUCUUAACAGAAAAUUUAUACCUUACACGUAAUUCGUGAACAUGCUAUGACUAGACUUUAUAGGCAGUUGACGUUAUACUUACAUUGUAGUGGAGUCUAAACGGUGACCGAAGGACUUAAU